AUGUGGAGAUUUACAAAAAGCCAAAUAGCUGAUUUUGUUCAUUAUCGUUAACAGCAAUUGCCAGAUGGAUACACAUAAAAUGAAGAAAUGAAUAUCAUAAAUCAUUAUUGCUGCAGUUUGCUGGCAACUUUAUUUAAGAAUGAAAAGAACUCAUAGUUGACUCUUAUUUCCUAUGCUGCAGUACUAUUUAAGCGAUAUUAUAUGAUAAAAACAAUAUUUGAAUAAUCUGGAAUGCAUUAAAUGCUAUUAUGUUGCAGUUAUUUAGGAAUGAAGUUGAAUGGACUUUCAUAACAAUCAAUUGCAAUUCAGGCACAAUAACUCAAAAGGAAACCAAAACAUGAACGUUUUCAUCAUUAUGGAGAUGAGUUUUAUGCUAAAUAUGAAAUUUUGAUAGUUCAAGCUUUGGGCUAUGACAUUGAUGUAAAACCAAUUUAUCCCAUAAUUUAAUCUGCAAUCUUUAUUUAUCAAAUAAAAGAUCUUUUAGAAUAAUCUCUAUUCAUUAGAUAUGAGAAGAAAAUAGAAGAAUACUUUUUGAAAUCACUGUAGGGUUUUACGAUAUUUACUUAUAAGGAAAGCGAGAUUGCUUUUGCAAUUGUAGAAUGCAGUCUGCAAUCAAUCUUUUAAGAAAUUCUAUCACCACAUAUAUCCUUAUCUUUAGGCGGUAUCAAGCCUUUAAAACAACUGACAUUCGAAAAAAUAAAGAAAUAUUGCUAAGAAAAUAAAUAGAAUGGCACUUUGAUAAUCGAAUAGAUAGAUUAAAGAGAUAUAUCGAUAGCGAAUCAUUGUUAGUAAAUUCAGGAGGUGGUUCAUUUGCUUCAGGAAAUCAAAGACACUUCAAAAGAGUUUGAGAAGAAUUAUGAACGAUACAAGUAAUAAAGGUAGGCUGUUUUUUCACUCCCAAUGAGCGUAGAAUUCUUGGAUGUGAAAAAAUAAGUAGCCUAUAAUUGA
Molecule: messenger RNA, 948 nt
Organism: Paramecium tetraurelia
Lineage: Eukaryota; Ciliophora; Oligohymenophorea; Peniculida; Parameciidae
Exons: 2
Source: RefSeq, a predicted model, not a curated record